Molecule: messenger RNA, 369 nt
Organism: Heteronotia binoei (common prickly gecko)
Lineage: Eukaryota; Metazoa; Chordata; Lepidosauria; Squamata; Gekkonidae
Product: zinc finger protein 557-like
Exons: 3
Coding region: 31-330 (99 amino acids)
Biological process (GO): regulation of DNA-templated transcription
Source: RefSeq, a predicted model, not a curated record
CCUCUGUGUGCUGAAGGGAAAAGAGCCACCAUGCAGCCAACUCAGGCUGCGGUGUCCUUUGAAGAGGUGGCUGUGCGUUUCACCCCGGGGGAGUGGAGCCUGCUGCGCCCAGCCCAAAGAGCUCUGUACAAGGAAGUCAUGCUGGAGAAUUUUGGGAACGUGGCCUCUUUGGGAGACGUGUGGCAGUCAGCGAAUGAUGCAGAAGAAUGCCAAUUGAUGGAAAGAGAAGAUACAUGUUCAGAUGUGAAAGAGAAGUUUGAAUAUUUGAAUGAACCAGGGAAGGAGGGAAAAUACCCACCAAAAGAGAGGAAUAAUUCCAAUCUUUUAUAGGGGGAUGACUCUCUACAGCAAAAAAUAUGUCAAGGAGAC